AUCUGAAAUCAAAACACGGCUCAAUAAAGUAAACGAGCGAUAAAAAUAUAACCAUUUUUAAUAGCGUUUGCGAAUAUACUGUUUGCUGCUGUUUCACGAACGCAUAAAUCAAUGGCUGUUCGGUCCAAAAAGAUGUGCUCGUUGCAUGGCCUCGAUAAGUUCCUCAGAGCUCGUGAUGCGUGCUCGCCACUUAGUAUUUCAUGUUAGAUGUUUUUCAUGUACCGUGUGCAAUUCACCGUUAACAAAAGGCGAUCAAUUCGGUAUGCGUGAUUCAUCAAUAUAUUGUCGUUCACAUUAUGAAAUAGCAUUGGAAUCACCGACAACAACAUCCACACCAUUGGGUAUGACAUGCCAGUAUUCACAGUAUGGUUCAUCACCAAAUGGUCAUACAAGCCCAAGCAGUAAUGAAAAUGCGGCCAUGAAAAUGGGCUCAUCGAGCGGAUACUUUGGACCACCUACACCACAUUCAAUGACCGGCACCGGUUUACCACAAACGCCACGCCAAAAAGGACGUCCACGAAAACGGAAACCAAAAGAUAUCGAAGCAAUGACCACAAAUUUGGAUUUGAACUCGGAGUAUUUGGAGUUAGGUUUUGGACGCGGUGGUCCAUUGAGUGCGGCAUCACGAGCUAAACGGAUGCGAACCUCAUUUAAACAUCAUCAAUUACGAACUAUGAAAUCCUACUUUGCAAUCAAUCACAAUCCGGAUGCAAAAGAUCUGAAACAAUUGUCACAGAAGACUGGCUUGCCCAAAAGAGUUUUACAAGUAUGGUUCCAAAACGCUCGAGCUAAAUGGCGUAGAAUGAUGAUGAAACAAGAUGGAAAAGGUAGUGAUAAAGGUGACGGUUCACUAGAUUUAGAUAGCUACAGUCAUAGCCCAACAUCGUUUAUAAUGGGAGUUGGAGGACCACCCAGCCCAAAUUCAAUUGAUUAACAGUUGAAAUUAAGGCAAUGCUUAAUCGGAUUGAUCUCAUUGCAUGAACGAAUUCUAUAGCAAAAAUCAGCUGAUGUGUGCCGUUUGCAUGCACUACGUUAAUAAGUAAAAAAAAAAAGUAAAAAAAAAAAAAUCACUACCAUACACAAAUUCCGCCUUCUUCUCCCUCAUACGACAACAUAAUAUAAUGCAAAACCAACACAGAUGAUGCCAAAUGCAGGAUGAAGUUUUAUCAAGACAAAUCACAAACGAAAACCCGAAUCGAAAAUUGUUUACAUGCAAAUUCAGAUCGCAUUAACAUCCUAGUUCAAUUUCAAACGUACACCCCAAACACUUCAAUUUAUGUGUUUUUUCCCCUUAUCUUUGGCAAAAUGGCCUUUUUUAUAAAUUGAACUCAAUUGGAAAUAAACUCGCAAUAUACCAGUGCUAUGUUAUACUAGCUAUAUUUCCAAUGAAUAUUUUCGAAAUGUAGCGAAGAAAGCAAAACCUAUAUUUAUAUGUAUAUCAAAUGUCAAAAUCCGUCGGAAAGACGCAAAAUUAAUUUUAGGGAUAAUUCAGGGAUCAAUUUGCACGUUUUUUUUAUUUUCUUUCUAAAGAAAAUGUUUGAUUGAAAAUUCCAUCAUUUUCGUUUUUAACACUUUCGUAUAAAAUACAAGUGUACUAAACAUAUAGUCGCGCACAAACAUACACGUUCUAAUCAAUAGAAUUGUUUUAAAUAUCAAUAUGAUUCGACCUGGUGACUGGAAAUUAAGAAAAAAUUAUAAGUAAACUUUCAAGACCAAAUCAUUCUAUGUAAUUAGAUCGCAAUUGCGAAACAACAAUUGCACACAUUUCGUAUAAUUGUCUAUAAAAUGAAAAUGGAGUCGUUAAUAGAUGCAGACGGUAAAUUCAAAGAAAGAUCUUCGUUUUGUCCAGUUUUUUUACCUUUUUUAACUCAUAUACCAAUAGUACAUUAAAAUUUGUAAUUUAUUUUAAACUUCAAACCCAAAAAAAAAACGAAAGAAUACUUUUUUCCAGCCAAAAAAGUAUAGCGGAAUAUCUGUUUGAAUUGAAUUCUAUCCGUGUUCGAUUAUAGUUGUACUUCUUUCGAACUAACUUAAUUUUACUAAAAUAUAGAAACUAUUUAUAUGUGUAUAGAAUUUAUCAGCAAAAAAAAAAA
Contarinia nasturtii (swede midge) is the source of this 2093-nucleotide messenger RNA. Its product is annotated as protein apterous-like. Gene Ontology annotation, cellular component: nucleus. The transcript has 4 exons. NCBI's taxonomy places the organism in Eukaryota, Metazoa, Arthropoda, Insecta, Diptera, Cecidomyiidae. Bases 146 to 934 code for a protein of 262 amino acids. Gene Ontology annotation, biological process: regulation of transcription by RNA polymerase II; neuron differentiation. Gene Ontology annotation, molecular function: RNA polymerase II transcription regulatory region sequence-specific DNA binding; DNA-binding transcription factor activity, RNA polymerase II-specific. The record is from RefSeq and is a predicted model, not a curated record.